CCCCGAUAUUUUUUUACUCGCCGGCUGUGACUGUUGAGAUGAACCGCGCGAGGAGGGAGUCGCCCGGCCACCGAGACAGCAACCAUGAGGCCAAUUGAUCUCGCCGGCCGGUCAGGCGCUGCCCUGAAGCGCGCAUUCCACGCGCAGCAGCUGCAGCUGCUACGCCGAGCGGCGAGCACGCGACUCUACUCGACCGGCCCGCUGCUGCCGCCGACAUACGAGCGGCUCUACAACAAGUACGCCGAAGUCCGCCGGGUGCUGGGGGCGCAGCGGCUGACGCUGGCCGAGAAGAUACUGUACAGCCACCUGGACAACGUCGAGGAGUCGCUGCUCUCCAACACCAACAAUGGCCGCGACGUGCGCGGCACCGCCAUCCUCAAGCUGCGGCCCGACCGCGUCAACAUGCAGGACGCCUCCGCCCAGACCGCCCUGCUGCAGUUCAUGACCUGCAACCUGCCGCAGACCGCCAUCCCCGCGAGCAUCCACUGCGACCAUCUGAUCGUCGGCGAACGCGGUGCCGACGACGACCUCUCGGCCGGCAUCCGGGCGAACCAGGAGGUGUUUGACUUCCUCGAGUCGGCCGCUCGGAAAUACGGCAUCGAUUUCUGGCCGCCCGGCGCCGGCAUCAUCCACCAGAGCGUGCUCGAGACAUACGCCCUGCCGGGCCUGAUGAUGCUCGGCACCGACAGCCACUCGCCGAACGCGGGCGGUAUGUGCACCAUCACCAUCGGCGUGGGCGGUGCCGACGCCGUCGAGGCCCUCGUCGGCGCGCCCUGGGAGCUGAAGGCGCCCAAGAUACUGGGAGUCAAGCUGACGGGCAAGCUCAACGACUGGGUGGCGCCCAAGGACCUGAUCCUGCACCUCGCCGGCCUGUUGACCGUCCGCGGCGGCACCGGUUUCAUUAUCGAGUACUUCGGCCCGGGCGUCGAGUCUCUGAGCUUGACGGGCAUGGCGACGGUCUGCAACAUGGGUGCCGAAGUGGGCGCCACCACGUCCAUCUUCCCCUACACCGAGGCAUCGGCCCGGUACCUGAAGGCGACCCGGCGAGAGCAGGCCGCCAGGAACGCCGCGCUCUUGCAGAGCUUCCCGGGCGCCGGCGCCGGCGCGUCCGAGGACGCCUUCUUCCGCUUCCGCGCCGACGAGGGCGCCCAGUACGACGAGCUGAUCGAGAUUGACCUCUCGAAGCUCGAGCCGCACAUCAACGGGCCCUUCACGCCGGACCUCGCGACGCCGCUGUCGCAGUUCAAGAAGACGGUGCAGGAGCAGCAGUGGCCCGAGAAGCUCUCCGCCGGCCUGAUCGGCAGCUGCACCAACAGCUCGUACGAGGACAUGACGCGCGUCGAGAGCAUCGUCCGCGCGGCCGAGGAGGCCGGCCUGAAGCCCAAGGCGGACUUCUACAUCACGCCGGGCAGCGAGCAGAUCCGCGCGACGCUCGAGAGAGACGGGACGCUGGACACCUUCACCGCCGCCGGCGGCAUCGUGCUAUCCAACGCCUGCGGGCCCUGCAUCGGCCAGUGGAAGCGCCAGGACGGCGUGCAGAAGGGCACGCCGAACGCCAUCCUGUCGUCGUACAACCGCAACUUCCGCGGCCGCAACGACGGCAACCCCGAGACCAUGAACUUCCUCGCCUCGCCCGAGAUCGUCACCGCCAUGGCCUACGCCGGCUCCACCACCUUCAACCCCGUAACGGACGCGCUCACCACGCCGGACGGCAAGGAGUUCCGCUUCCCGGCCCCGCGCGGGCUCGAGGGCCCGCAGACGCCCUUCGAGACCGGCCGGCCGGCCUUCGCGGUCACGUCGCAGCCGCCCGACCCGACGGUCGAGGUGGCCAUCUCGCCCUCCUCGGAGCGGCUCGCCCUGCUCGAGCCGUUCGACCCCUUCCCGGCCUCGGACCUGACCGGCCUGCGCGUGCUCGUCAAGGUGGCCGGCAAGUGCACCACCGACACCAUCUCGGCCGCCGGCCCGUGGCUGGCCUACAAGGGCCACCUGCCCAACAUCAGCGCCAACACGCUGCAGACGGCCGUCAACGCCGAGACGGGCGAGGUCAACGCCGCCUACGACCACCUCGCCGGCGGCGCCCGCACCACCAUCCCCGAGCUGGCCCGCCGCUGGCGCGACCGCCGCGUGCCCUGGCUCGUCGUCGCCGAGCACAACUACGGCGAGGGCUCCGCCCGCGAGCACGCCGCCCUGCAGCCGCGCUACCUGGGCGCCCGCCUCGUGCUGUGCAAGAGCUUCGCCCGCAUCCACGAGACGAACCUCAAGAAGCAGGGCAUCGUGCCGCUCACCUUCGCCGACCAGGCCGACUACGACCGGAUCGGCGCCGGCGACGAGGUCGCUACCGUCGGCCUGUACGACAUGCUGCGCAAUGGCGGCCAGGGCGAGGUCAGCCUGCGCGUCACCAAGAGGGGCUCCGGCGAGGAGAUUGUCAUUCCUGUGAGGCACACCGUCAGUCGCGACCAGGCUAGGUUCAUCCUCGCUGGGAGCGCGCUGAAUUUGUUGGCCAGGGGUGGGUGAUUGAUCUACUGAUCUAGUGGAGGACGGAGGACGGGGUGGGAUGGAUGGGAGUUGGAAUAGACCUACCUAGACGAUGGAAUUGGCAGGCCAUGUGGUAUACCCGGUGCUGCUACGAAAGUGGGAUGUACGGAAGCGGGAUUGUGAAGUAAUGAGCCUUCUAUUUGGCUUUGUUCAUGGAUUUUUCACUCUAAUGACCAGCAGCCCAGCGUUAAGCAGUAGUGGAUUUUUCAAAUCUCUUAGUACCCUAGCUGUCUGCCAAUAGCUUGCAGUCUAACCAAGCCAACUUCUUCUGCCAA
Molecule: messenger RNA, 2810 nt
Organism: Thermothielavioides terrestris NRRL 8126
Lineage: Eukaryota; Fungi; Ascomycota; Sordariomycetes; Sordariales; Chaetomiaceae
Exons: 2
Coding region: 85-2514 (809 amino acids)
Biological process (GO): tricarboxylic acid cycle
Cellular component (GO): mitochondrion; cytosol
Molecular function (GO): aconitate hydratase activity; 4 iron, 4 sulfur cluster binding
Source: RefSeq, a predicted model, not a curated record